AAACAUUAUGAAAUAGUAUUAGGGCCAAAUUUAACCAUUUUUUCCUAAAAUAACGUUUUAACUUUUAAAUCUUGUCUUCCUAAUAUUUCCCGUCGGAGAUCGGAGUCUCAUUUUCCGGUCUCUCUCUCUCUCUACAUUUAUAGCAAUCGAAUCUUGGAAAUAAAGGAGAGGAAAGAUGGGAGUGAAGCAAGCAAUAAGAGCUAUUCAUGCAUUUCCUCAUGCUGAAGAACACUUGUUGCAGAAAACCAAGUUUGGCGCCUUUGUUUCCAUCGUGGGGCUGCUAAUCAUGGCAACAUUGUUCUUGCAUGAACUGAGUUACUAUCUUAAUAUAAAUACUGUUCAUCAGAUGGCUGUUGACUCGAGACGUGGAGAAAAUCUUCCCAUUCACAUAAAUAUGACAUUCCCCUCUUUACCUUGUGAUGUGCUAAGUGUGGAUGCUAUUGAUAUGUCGGGGAAGCAUGAAGUAGAUCUUGAUACAAACAUAUGGAAGCUUCGCUUGAACAGUGAUGGCCAUAUCACUGGCACUGAGUAUUUGUCAGAUCUUGUUGAGAAGGAACAUGAAGCUCAUAAACAUGAACAUCAUGAAGAUUCGGACAAGAUCCAUCUUCAGGGCAUUGAUGAAGAAUCUGAAAAAAUGAUCAAGAAGGUUAAGCAAGCAUUGGCUGCUGGGGAAGGAUGCAGGGUGUAUGGGUUUUUAGAUGUCCAGCGGGUUGCUGGGAAUUUCCAUAUAUCCAUUCACGGGUUGAACAUUUUUGUUGCUCAAAUGAUUUUUGAAGGGCCUACUCAUGUCAAUGUAAGCCAUAUCAUCCAUGACUUAUCAUUUGGGCCCAAAUAUCCAGGUAUUCACAACCCACUUGACGGAACAUCACGAAUUCUGCGUGAAGCAAGCGGCACAUUCAAAUACUACAUUAAGGUUGUUCCAACUGAGUAUAGAUAUAUAUCAAAAGAAGUUUUACCGACUAAUCAAUUUUCUGUAACGGAGUACUUUUCAACCAUCCAUGAGUUUGAACGGACAUGGCCAGCUGUAUACUUCUUGUAUGAUUUGUCACCAAUUACAGUGACCAUCAGAGAAGAACGUCGCAGUUUUCUGCACUUUAUCACUCGGCUCUGUGCAGUUCUGGGUGGGACAUUUGCCUUAACAGGCAUGCUAGAUGGAUGGAUGUUCAAGUUUCUUGAAGCUGUUACAAAGAAAAACAGCAGAACUAUUGUGCGCUAAACGUAGAGACAUUGCACUUCUGAUAUGUUCAGCCAAGCUGAAUUGCAGAACUGGUGCACUAAGCAGGAGUUUUAGCCAACAAAACAGAUCAACAGCAAGUUUAUGGACAAUGAUUUCCUGUUUCUUUUUAUCCUGUGAUUUUGGUAGCACUAUAACAACAAUACCCAAAUUUAUUCUAGCUGUUUGAGAAGAAAAGAAAUUAUUCAUUGGUGAAUGUAACAAAACGUAGGAUUAUGAACAUUUCACUGACAUUUUUGUUCACUUGUUGAGAAACUAUAGAAAUGAGCAUAUUGAUCUCCUUUAUCAAGAAAAA
Molecule: messenger RNA, 1529 nt
Organism: Lycium ferocissimum
Lineage: Eukaryota; Viridiplantae; Streptophyta; Magnoliopsida; Solanales; Solanaceae
Exons: 12
Coding region: 176-1216 (346 amino acids)
Cellular component (GO): COPII-coated ER to Golgi transport vesicle; endoplasmic reticulum
Source: RefSeq, a predicted model, not a curated record